UUCUUGGUCGCCGGAUGGUUCAGGGCGCUGGACCUGUUGGUCCUCGUGGCCGGCGCCGUGGGUGUGGGGGCUUCUGAACCGUUUGCUAGGCGGGGUUCGCGGAGCGGCAGUUGGAUUCGCCACAGGCAAAACCGUUUCUGUGCCGUUCCUGUCUGAGUGCAGAGCGGGCGGCCUCUGGGGGCGCUGAGGGCUCGGUGCCUUCUGUCAUGGACUACCGGCGGCUGCUGAUGAGCCGGGUGGUCCCCGGGCAGUUCGACGACGCGGAUUCCUCCGACGGUGACAAUGUAGAUUUGAAGAUAAUCAAAGCAGAAGAUGGCAUUCUGUUUGAAGACCUUCAAAAUAACGUGACUGAGAAGAGUGAAAGUGAGAUAAAAGUUGAAGAGGAAGAAGAGGAGGACUAUGAUGAUGACAGUGAUUGGGACUGGGAUGAUGGAGUUGGAAAACUCACCAAGGGUUAUGUCUGGAAUGGAGGGAGUAACCCACAGGCAAAUCGACAGAUUUCCAACUACAGUUCAGCCAGAAUGUCUACUCCAGCUGACAAAGUCUUACGGAAAUUUGAAAAUAAAAUUAAUCUAGAUAAGCUAAAUGUUACUGAUUCUGUCAUAAAUAAAGUCACUGAAAAGUCUAGACAACAGGAAGCAGAUAUGUAUCGCAUCAAAGAUAAGGCAGACAGAGCAACUGUAGAACAGGUUUUGGAUCCCAGAACAAGAAUGAUUUUAUUCAAGAUGUUGACUAGAGGAAUCAUAUCAGAGAUAAAUGGAUGCAUUAGCACAGGAAAAGAAGCCAAUGUAUACCAUGCUAGCACAAUAAAUGGGGAGAGCAGAGCAAUCAAGAUUUAUAAAACUUCUAUUUUGGUGUUUAAAGAUCGGGAUAAGUAUGUAAGUGGGGAAUUCAGAUUUCGUCGUGGCUAUUGUAAAGGAAACCCUAGAAAAAUGGUGAAAACAUGGGCAGAAAAAGAAAUGAGGAACUUAAUCAGGUUAAACACAGCAGAGAUACCGUGUCCGGAGCCAAUAAUGCUAAGAAGUCAUGUUCUUGUCAUGGGUUUCAUUGGUAAAGAUGAUAUGCCUGCACCACUCUUGAAAAACGUCCAGCUAUCAGAAUCCAAGGCUCGGGAGUUGUAUCUGCAGGUCAUUCAAUACAUGAGAAGAAUGUAUCAGGAUGCCAGACUUGUCCAUGCAGAUCUCAGUGAAUUUAAUAUGCUGUACCAUGGUGGAGGUGUGUACAUCAUUGAUGUUUCUCAGUCUGUGGAGCAUGACCACCCACAUGCCUUGGAGUUCUUGAGAAAAGACUGUGCCAAUGUCAGUGAUUUCUUUUUGAAGCACGCUGUUGCUGUCAUGACAGUGCGGGAGCUCUUUGAAUUUAUCACAGACCCUUCCAUUACACCUGAGAAUAUGGAUGCUUAUCUCUCAAAGGCUAUGGAAGUAGCAUCUCAAAGAACGAAGGAAGAAAGGUCUAACCAAGAUCAUGUAGAUGAAGAGGUGUUCAAGCGAGCAUAUAUUCCUCGAACCUUAAAUGAAGUUAAAAAUUAUGAGAGGGACGUGGAUAUGAUGAUGAAGUUGAAGGAAGAGGACAUGGCCAUGAAUGCUCAACAAGACAAUAUUCUAUAUCAGACUGUCACUGGAUUGAAGAAAGAUUUGUCAGGAGUUCAGAAGGUUCCAGCACUCCUAGAAAAUAAAGUUAAGGAGAAGAUUUGUUCUGAUUCAGAAGAUGUUGGAAGCUCUGAAUGCUCUGAUGAAGACUCUGAAGAGCAGGGAGACCACGUGCACUGCAAAAAACACACCACUGACCCUGACAUUGAUAAGAAGGAAAGAAAAAAGAUGGUAAAGGAAGCCCAGAGAGAGAAAAGAAAAAACAAAAUUCCUAAACAUGUGAAAAAAAGAAAGGAGAAGACAGCCAAGACCAAAAAAGGCAAAUAGAGUGAGAACUCUAUCAUGUAGUCAUUUUCCAUCAGCUGCUUUUCUCACCUGAACUCGAGCUGCAGCUGGAAGAUGGCUUGUUGAUUUUAACUGAACAGUUAUUGUGGCCCUGUUUGUGAAGACUGAUUGAAAUGUUUUCCUGUAAUUAUGUAAAAAGCCCUAAGCUCUCAUGUCCAGAUCCAGUCACUGACCGUGUCGGUACUGACAGGAUUUGUCUAAGCUACUAUUUUAAUGAAGAACUUGGUACAUUUUUAUUUUUAUAUUUUUCUCUUGCAAAUCUCUUUUUAGAAGUAUCGUAAAUAUCUAAAUAUUCCAUAACCUUUAUGUCAGUGUAAAGGCACUUUAGACAAACUUGGGAAAAUCAUUUUUGCUUUCUUUAUACAUGCCAAAGACAUCUGAAAUCAUUUGAUUAUAAGGCCACAGUUUAUAUAAAAGGGAGUUUUGCUCAUAAGAGAAUUCUUUUAGCCAUUAAUGUAGUCAUUCACUGCAACUCUGUUCUUGGAUUGCAAUGUUAUUGGCAACAUUUAAUGUUAUUUGUGGUACACUUACAUUUCAUCUUUAGUAGGACUUUUCAGUUUAUAAACUUUCAUAUUUGGCCAUUUGGCAUAUUCAUCAAAUAUGAGAAUUUUAGGUGCUGGAGAUAGAAAAGUGAACAAAACAGACAAAAAAUUACACCCUUUGGAUAGUUUGCAUCUUAAUAGGAAGAUAAGACAUUAAAUAAAAUUGUGUCAGCGGAUGAUAAAUUCUAUGAAGAUGGUACUGAGAGGCAGGAAAGCCUGUGGAGGUGCAGAUUUGCAAUUUAAAAUAGGUCUCUUGGGACAGGCAUGGUGGUACAUGCCUAUAAUCCCAGCAACUCAGGAGACUGGGGAAGGAGGAUCACAAGUUCAAAGCCUGCCUCGACAACAUAGUGAGACCCUGUUUCAAAGUAAAGAGGGCUGGGGAUAUAGCCCAAUGGUAUAGUACCCCUGGAUCCAAUCUCUAGUACCACACAAAAAAGGAGGGGUGAUUCUUGGACUGGGGGUGUAGCUCACAGAACUUGCCUAGUAUGUGUGAGUCCCUGGAUUUGAUCCCUAGCACUACCAAAAAAAAAAUUUCUUAGGCCAUGUUGCUGAGAGGUGAUAUUUGAGCAUGUAUUUAAAAGAAUCUGAAUCUUGUGCAUGUCAGGAGAGAACAUUCCAGACAAAGUGAAGAAAUAGGCUGGAACAUCAGAAUCCAGAGAGAAAGGAGUAGAUGAGGUCAGGCAGGGUAAGGCUGUGGGAGAGUUUUGAGCAGAGGAAUAGUAUGAUCUGACUUCUGUCCUAAAAGGAUGGCUCUGGCCUCUGAAGAACUGAAAGAAAGUCGGGGAUGGGAGGUAAAGGGUAUGUUUAUUGUGGUAACCCAGGUAAGAGAUGCUGAUGGCUUGGUCUAGGAUGGUAGCAGUGGAUAUGGAGAGAAGUAAUUGGAUUGCUAAGGGAAUAAUUGAGGAGUAGGAGAGAGAGUGAAGGAUUUAUGACCUAAGAAGCCACUGAGCUAAUUGUAGUUGCUACUUAAUUGAUGGGAAGAAAUGUGGGUGGAGCAGGCUUGGGUGUAGGAGAGAGAAAGCCUUAUAUCUCAACACAGUGCAAAUAUCGAAAAGAAAUGAUCAGGUUUUAAAAAAUUAUUUUUCCAUACUUUAUGUUAAAAAAUGGCUAUUUUAAACAUUAUGUUCAAAAACUUUCUAUAUUAAAAAAAUAUUAGUUUCCCCUUAAACUUGUACCUCUUAGUUUGAUGGUGGGUUAUUGGGAGGAAUCUCUGGAGCACUUAAAAUUGAAGUCCAAUUUUAUUAUAUUCAAAAUAAUUCUCCCUCCUGACCUUAAAGUUUAAAAUAUGAAGCACAAUUUCAGUGAAACACAAAAGUAGUCCCUUUAAAAUAGUCCACAGUGAACAUAACAAGGAAAAGCAAAACCAGUCUGAACAACCCUGUAUACAUUUGGAAAGUUUAUCUUCAAGAUCUUUUGAUUCUUAAUGCCUCCAACAUGGUUAUUCACAUCAGGUGGUCUGCUCGUCAGAUCUGCCUUUUGCCGAAUAAUGUGCUUUCUCAGCAUGGAAUCAAUUCCUCUUGACCAAAAGUUUAGUAGGAUUGAGGGGGCAAUUCAUUGUCUUUCACACUGCUGCUGAGAGGAAGUGGCUUAUAAAACAUCAAGAUUUGGAACUGCAGGGGCAUUCCAACCUGAGAGCCACUUUUCUGAUACUUCUCACUGCUGUGGCUGUUUCCAUUUGUAUUCUGAGCCAGUGGUGGUGGUAUCACCAAACUUGUCUGAAAAUAAAUUUCCUCUGUUGUCUUUCUUAUCAGAAGACUUGGGUAUAGGAACCUGAUUUGUAGGCAAACUACUUAUAGAGGCUACCAGUUGACUUUGGUUACUAUUGAAUUUUGAUUGCUUAGUAAUUAGGUUUUGGUGUUAAUGGGUUAUUGGUUGUACAGUAACUUCCCAUUUGGAAGGAUGAGGUUUGGGUCUUUGGGCCCAACACUGAGGACAUAAUUUUGCCAAUUGCAGAUGUAUCUGAUUUUUCUAUGAUAUUUUGCUAAUUUUCUCAUUCCUUCAAAUAAUGCAAAUGUUUCUAAAAGUGAAGAAAUCCCACUUUCCUAUGCUGCUGUCAUUCUCAUUCCUCCACCAACAAAGCAGUUUGGGGACAACUUUGCUCAGUCUGGAGGUUCCGUCAUUUGAGUGUGGUCUUUGAGUAAAGAGGCAGGAAAUGGAGCAGCUUUUCGCUGAGAUCUGUGCAAGUAUGAGUCUGUGGUUCUUGGCUCGCAUCAAGUUUUCUUCAGCUUUAUGACAUAAUGAAGAUGGACCCAAGAUGUUGAAAACUUUUAGUUUGGUACAAAGAGUUCUUUGAGAACUUGUCUCCUUUUCAUGAGUGCUUGUUGCUUGACUGUGGGCCUAUCCUGUUUUAUGACUGUGAUCUCAUUAUAUUUUGGCUCAGAAAAUGAAGAGAUAAAAUAGGAGAUGCUUUUAAAAACUGAUAAAAAUUAAAUUGAAGGACAUCUCAAAUGUCGAAUCCUGAAUGAUAACUUUUUUUUUUAAGUCCUUUUCAUUUUCAAAACCUUGACAGAAUUUCUAAUUUUUCUAAUUUUUAGUUUUGUUAAUUUUUAAUAAAGAUCUUGAAUAGGAAGCUUUGCUUUGAUUUCUGAGGUUGACAGUUGAAGAGUUGCAAGGAUCAGCAGCAAGGGCAGGUUCUAGUUGGGCAUAGCUGCCUGUGAAGACUUUUUUUGUGGUCACACGGAAGGGAUAAGGUUUCACCCACUGGGAUUAUAGGCCAGAGCCCUCCACAUUCUAUCUGUCAAAUUGAUUGGAUUGGGGUCGGGGAUUUAGCUCAGUGGCAGAGUGCUUGCCUUGCAUGUGCAAGGCCCUGAGUUCGGUCCUCGACCCUGGGGAAAAAGAAGAAGGGGGGGAAAAUUGAUUGGAUUAUUAUAUUCCAGACAUUUUAGUUAGAGUUUUUAACUUGUCUAUCAUUUGAGUUUGCGUUGCCUUGGACAGGAAGGCUUCUAGAGGUGAUCCAGGGGAACCCUACAUUGUUGGAUAUCAGACAUUUAAGCUGGUUUCCUAAGGAAUAGAUUGUUGUGUUGAAUCUGUGCCUCCAGAGAUUUUAAUCCCAAUUGGUAGGAUUGUAGAAGGCCCUGGACUUGAGUUUGGAAACCCAGGACUGCAUUUGUGGUAUUCUUGACUUUGAUUUCCAGCUUGCUUUAAUUUUCUGUGCCAGUCCACAUGCUCCUGCUUUGGUUUCAUGGUCAUGAGACAGCCUAGUGCAGGGAGACUAGCCACACUGCCACAUCAUCCUUUUUCUCUUUUUUUCAAGGGGUCGAGGGGUUCUUAUUACGUGAGCAGAGCUAUUUCCAAUUCUCCAGGAUAGAGUUUCCAUGGCUUAUUAGUGUUGUUUAAAAACUGACCCUCUUUCAUCUUCAGAUGAGCCUCUAGCCUGUAUACAUUCAGCAUAGAGUCAUCAUGGGGUCCUGUAAUUCAGUAGUGAAAAAGCGAUGGCAGGUCCUCUGGGGCCAAAUCAUUGUUGGAGUCAAAUUGCUAGAGUGCUAAGCUGGGGAAAGCAUUAAGCGGGAGAAGCAGGAGGUCAGAACUGGGUAUUUAAAGUUGUUAUACAAAGGGAGGUUGUCUUGCUGGGAAUGGUUAGGAACGGCCAAGGAUGCAAGUGGCUGCCAUGGAAUGUCAGAUAAGUGCAUUAAGGCAAAAGGAUCAGAUGCUGGGACUGGGGUUGCAAAGGCACCUGUGUUCUCUUAGGCAUGAUGUGAGAGUCACUGAGAGACCACAUGGGAGUCAGAGGAUGUGAGUCGGGGAGGGGCAGCAUGGAAGCCUGCAGAACAGAGGGGGAGUGAGUGGCAACUGGUGAAGUGACUCAGGGCACCUGCGGGAGGGCCAGAGUUUAGGUGGAAUAAGGAAAAGGGAACCAUCAGAGAAGACAGGGAUAAAAAGCUUUCUGUUUCUGACCUCGAGUUGUGAGGGCACUGUGGGGUAGUUUCACAGAUUAGAAGGAUAGGAAAGGAAACCUAUUUUUUACUUGACUUGAGGUACAGACCCCAUUGUGGGAUUGGAUGCAUCACUUUUUUGGAUCCUGAUACCAUUCAGUAUGCUGUAACCACUGUGGAGAUAGGGGUACCUCUAUGCUUCUUAGAUGUAACCAGUGGUUUAUAGGACACAAGAACAGGGUACAUGAUACUAGGAGGAUACAGUCAACCAAAUCCAGAAUAAGGGAGAAACCGAAUGAGAGCCAGUGUGGUGGUGCAUGCCUGUAAUCCCAGCAACUCCGGAGGCUGAGGCAUGAAGAUCUCAAGUUCAAGACCAGCCUUAGCAACUUAGUGAGGUCCUAAGCAACUUAGUAAAACCCUGUCUCUCAAAUUUUUAAAAUGAGACUGGGGAUGUAACUCAGUGGUAAAUAGUCCCUGGGUUCAAUCUCCAGUACCAAAAGAAAGAGGGAACUACUAUUUUUAAAAAGCUCCACAGAUCUAAGGUAUAUGUAUCCAAUUGCUGUGAACUUUAUUUUGAUCCUGGUCAAACUAUGAAAAAUUGGGAUGGUUUUUUAAUACAAGAAGGAAAAUUGAAAAUGAAAUAGGUAUUAUAUAACAGUAGGGAAUUGUUCAUUUUAUAUAAUACAUGAUAUUGUAAUUAGAUUUUUUAAUUCUAAUUUUUAAAAAUUGUGAAUAUUUGGGAUUGCUUUAAAAUACUUCUUUCUGAACAAAGUGGUGAUAAGUAAAACAAGAUCAGUAGAUCAUUAACUGCUAAAGCUAGGUAGUGGUUAUGUGGGAAUUCAUUAUAUUAUUUUUAUGAUUUUUGUGCAUAAAAAUUCGUGUAAGAGAAAGUUAUUUUAAAAGAGAUUAAGAAUAUUGAGCACUUAACAGGGAUUUUCAUAUAACAGUACUACAUUAUACAAGUGUCUGUGGAUGUUAUUUCACUUUUUAACUAAACUUCUUUUGCUUAGUUAUCAAGGUUUAACCACUUGGUCAGGGCAGAACUGUAAUGCCUACUGGUACUGGCCUAGCGUGAGGUCAUCUGAAAUGUCCAAACUGUUUAGAUCUUAAAUGUCCCCCAAAGGCCAUGUGUUGGUCCCCAGCUGAUGGAUUUGUGGGGGUCAGGAGAUGACCUAAUGGGAGGAAGUCACAUCAUUGAGGGUAUGCCCUUGAAGGGGGCAUUGGGACCCUGGCCCCUUCCUGGCAACCAUAAGGUGAAUGGCUUGACUUUGCCAUGUGCUUCCCACAGGCCCCUGUGGGAAGCCAAGUGACCCUGGGCUGAAACCUCUGAAACUAAACCGAAGUAAACAUUUCCUUUCCCUCUAGUACUAAGGAUUAACCCAGGGCCUUGUGUAUGCUAGGCAAGUAGGCAAGCACUCAACCACGGAGCUACAACCCCAGCCCAGCCCUAACAUUUCCUUUAAGUUAUUAUCUCUGGUGUUUUGUCACAGGGACAAAAAACUUAGUCUAAUACAUGCCCUUUGGGUUCAAAAAUUCAAAUCACCCAAGUGAAUGAAGUUAGAGAAUUUGUGUAUUGAACAAAUGCUGAUAAAUGCCAAAUCCGCUCCUUUUUUUAAAAUACGAUGUCACCUUCUUGGUGAGACUUAUCCUACCCACUCCAUUUGAAAUUGCAGUCUGCUCACUUCCUGAAGAAGGGCACCCAUUUGGCUCCUUUUUUUUUUUUUUUUUGGUAUGGGGAAUUG
Molecule: messenger RNA, 8090 nt
Organism: Sciurus carolinensis (gray squirrel)
Lineage: Eukaryota; Metazoa; Chordata; Mammalia; Rodentia; Sciuridae
Gene: Riok1
Product: RIO kinase 1
Exons: 17
Coding region: 207-1916 (569 amino acids)
Biological process (GO): maturation of SSU-rRNA
Cellular component (GO): preribosome, small subunit precursor; cytosol
Molecular function (GO): protein serine/threonine kinase activity; ATP binding
Source: RefSeq, a predicted model, not a curated record